Messenger RNA from Melitaea cinxia (Glanville fritillary), 2883 nucleotides. It is a transcript of the gene whd, whose product is annotated as carnitine O-palmitoyltransferase 1, muscle isoform. The transcript is spliced from 14 exons. Gene Ontology annotation, cellular component: mitochondrion. The record is from RefSeq and is a predicted model, not a curated record. Gene Ontology annotation, biological process: carnitine metabolic process; fatty acid metabolic process. Lineage: Eukaryota; Metazoa; Arthropoda; Insecta; Lepidoptera; Nymphalidae. Bases 1 to 2325 code for a protein of 774 amino acids. Gene Ontology annotation, molecular function: carnitine O-palmitoyltransferase activity.
AUGGCAGAGGCGCACUCGGCGGUCGCGUUCUCGUUCGCGAUCACGCACGACGGCUGGGACGUGAACUUCGACCGCGAGGUGCUCUACCUCGUGUGGGAGUCUGGCAUCCGAUCCUGGAAGAAGCGGCUGGCGCGCUUCAGGAACAGCGUGCACAAUGGCGUGUACCCGGGCCACCUGCAGUCGCUUUACUUCCUGUGGACCGUCCUCGUGGCGGCGCACUUCGGGGGAGUCGAUAUCCCCUUCGGGCUGGUGACGAAGGCCCUCGCCGUGCUGCCAGGGUCGUCGCCGAUGUGGCAGGUGAUAGCGUGCUUGCUGGCCGCGCUCACCAUGUGGCUGUCCGUCAUCUUCCUCAUGCGGUACCUGCUGAAGUUGCUGCUCAUGUACAAGGGCUGGAUGUACGAGUCGCGCGGGCCGGGCUCGAAGCUGUCGCUUAAGACGAUGGUGUGGGCCAGCGUGGUGAAGGUGCUCUCCGGCUGGAACAAGCCGCGCCUCUACAGCUUCCAGGGCUCGCUGCCGCGCCUGCCGCUGCCCUCCGUAUCUGACACCAUGCGCCGCUACCUGCUGAGCGUGCGGCCGCUGCUGGACGACGAGAACUACGCGCGCGUGGAGCGCCUCGCGCACGAGUUCGAGCACACCAUCGCCGUCAAGCUGCAGCGCUACCUCGUGCUCAAGUCCUGGUGGUCCAGCAACUACGUGUCCGACUGGUGGGAGGAGUACGUCUACCUGCGCGGCCGCUCGCCGCUCAUGGUGAACUCCAACUUCUACGGCACGGACACGCUGCUGCGCCCCACCAGCCUUCAGGCGGCUCGCGCGGGCACCAUCAUCCACUUCUGCCUUCAGUUCCGCCGCCUCAUCGAACGGCAGGAACUCGAGCCCAUCAUGCUGCAAGGGAUGGUGCCGCUGUGCUCCUGGCAGUACGAGCGGAUCUUCAACACUGUCCGCGUGCCCGGAGUCGAGUCCGACCGCCUAGUGCACUACAGCGACUCCACCCACAUCACCGUUUCGCACCGCGGCCGAUACUACAAGCUGCUCAUGUACUCGCGAGGCCGUCUGCUCAACCCGGCCGAGAUACAAGUGCAGAUCCAGCAGAUCCUGGAUGACGACGUACCGGCGGAGGAGGGCGAGUUGCGGCUAGCGGCCCUGACGGCGGGCGAGCGCACCCACUGGGCCCAAGUACGACAGACGCACUUCAGUCGCGGCCACAACCGGACCUCGCUGCACUGCAUCGAGCGCGCCGCCUUCCACGUGUGCCUCGACGACAUCGAGUACGGAUUCGACGAGAACGACUCCAACAAGCUGGACCAUUACGGCCGCAUCCUGCUGCACGGCAACGGAGACGACCGCUGGUUCGACAAGUCCUUCAACCUCUGCUUCAGUACCAACGGCUCCGUCGGCUUCAAUACAGAGCACUCUUGGGCGGACGCACCUGUCAUGGGCUACCUUUGGGAGUACGUCAUCUGGCAUGAGCUGGAGUACGGGUACGAGGCGGACGGCAGCGCGCGCGGCGCGGUGGCGGCGCCGCCCGCGCCCGCGCGCCUGCGCUGGGAGCUGAGCGCGCCGCUGCGGGCCGCCGUGGAGCGCUCGCACGCCGAGGCGCAGGCGCUGCUGCGCGACGUGGACCUGCGCAUCCUCAUGUUCGCGGCCUACGGCAAGGGCUUCAUGAAGGCCUGCCGCGUGUCGCCCGACGCCUACAUCCAGAUGGCGCUGCAGCUGGCCUACUUCCGCGACGCCGGCCGCUUCUGCCUCACGUACGAGGCGUCCAUGACGCGCCUGUUCCGCGAGGGCCGCACCGAGACCGUGCGCUCGUGCACGCUGGAGAGCUCCGCCUGGGUGCGCUCCAUGCUCGACGAGAGCGCCUCGAUCGAACAACGCAUGGACCUGUUCAUAAAAGCGACUAAGCGCCACCAGCUGGGCUACCAAGACGCCAUGGCUGGCCGCGGCAUCGACCGACAUCUGUUCUGCCUUUACGUCGUGUCGAAAUACCUUGAGCUGGAGUCGCCUUUCCUACAGGAGGUCUUCAACGAACCCUGGCGGCUGUCCACGAGCCAGACGCCACUCGGUCAGACGAAGAUGUUGGACCUCAAAAAGUAUCCGAAGUGCGUGAGCGCCGGCGGCGGGUUCGGGCCCGUGGCGGACGACGGGUACGGCGUGUCGUACAUCAUCGUCGGCGAGGACACCAUCUUCUUCCACGUGUCCAGCAAGAUCAGCUGCCCCAUCACAAGCUCGUCGAACUUCGUGAAACAGAUCGAGAAGUCGCUGCAGGACGUGCGGACCCUAUUCACGGAAUACAAUAAGCUCAAAAACGGUGUGAAGAAGGACAAAUAGGGGCGCGCCCGUUACUGCUUUAGAUUAGUGUUGUGCGGUUGUCGCUGCGGGCGGCGGCCUCGCCCCCUCCCGCCCCCGGGGAGGGGGCGACGAGUGAUCUUCAGCUCUACGGCAACAAUAGAUUCUGACGAAACAAAAUGUAUUAUUUUUCAUUUACUUUUAAAUCGGGCUCUCGGUGUCUGUGUCGUCGAUACGAGUAUGAGUAUAAUUUGUAAAAGUUACUCGUUUCAUUGUGAACAUUGUCAGUUACGGUCUUCCUAUUUCGACCCGUCCACGUCGUGAACUGGGACCACGAAUCACUGUUUUCUUUUGGCCCGUCUCUUGUCUUAAAUGUGCUUAGAUAUUUUAACUAUAACCGGGUUUUCUCACGUGACAGUCCGUUCCAGGGUUGUAAACUGACGAUGUACGAGGGUCGCCGUUUCGUUUAACUUUAUUAAUUUAUAAUCUCCAUCACAGACAAACGACGUACAACUGGUUGUGAGCGAAUACAAAACACUUCUGUCUGUAACUUUAUAAUUAUUUUCAUCUGGCGUCUUAAAAGUUAAACGUCUAAUCGAA